Molecule: messenger RNA, 7569 nt
Organism: Boleophthalmus pectinirostris (great blue-spotted mudskipper)
Lineage: Eukaryota; Metazoa; Chordata; Actinopteri; Gobiiformes; Gobiidae
Gene: cacna1g
Product: calcium channel, voltage-dependent, T type, alpha 1G subunit
Biological process (GO): sodium ion transmembrane transport; positive regulation of calcium ion-dependent exocytosis; membrane depolarization during action potential
Cellular component (GO): neuron projection; plasma membrane; voltage-gated sodium channel complex
Molecular function (GO): voltage-gated sodium channel activity; low voltage-gated calcium channel activity
Source: RefSeq, a predicted model, not a curated record
AUGUCUGAAGAUGGCGAUGGAGACCUCUGCGGACUCCCCGAGCCCAGGGACAGUGAGAGCCGCUCCUCCCUCCCCCCCAGGACCUUCAUCCGGCUCAACGACCUGUCCGGAGCCGGGGUAGGGUCCGGAGGCGGGGGCGCGGAGGUGAUGGUGGAGCCUCCCCCUCCCUCCCCGGCGCUGGAUGGGAUCUCUACGGCGGGCGACGAGGGCUCUGGCAGCGGAGGGGAGACCUUGCCCUACCCCACCCUGGCACCCGUGGUAUUCUUCUACCUGAAACAGAACACACGCCCAAGGAGCUGGUGUCUCAAGAUGGUCUGCAAUCCGUGGUUUGAGCGGGCCUCCAUGUUGGUGAUCCUCCUCAACUGUGUGACUCUGGGCAUGUUCCACCCCUGUGAGGACAUCGACUGCCACUCGGAACGCUGCAAGAUCCUUCAGGACUUCGACGACUUCAUCUUCGCCUUCUUCGCGAUCGAGAUGGUCAUCAAGAUGGUGGCUUUAGGCAUUUUCGGAAAGAAGUGUUACCUAGGCGACACGUGGAACCGGCUGGACUUCUUUAUCGUGCUGGCCGGGAUGCUGGAGUACUCCCUGAACCUGCAGAACGUGAGCCUGUCCGCGGUGAGGACGGUGCGCGUGCUCAGACCACUGCGAGCCAUCAACAGAGUGCCAAGUAUGCGUAUCCUGGUCACUCUGCUGCUGGACACUCUGCCCAUGUUGGGGAACGUGCUGCUGCUCUGCUUCUUCGUCUUCUUCAUCUUCGGCAUCGUGGGCGUGCAGCUGUGGGCGGGGCUUCUGCGCAACCGCUGCUUCCUGGAGGACAACCUCUCCUUCCCUCUUUCUGUCGGACUGGCCAACUACUACAAAACGGAGAACGAUGACGAGAACCCGUUCAUCUGCACCAUGCCCAGGGACAACGGCAUGAGGGGGUGUGAGACGGUGCCCAGGCUGUACGAGGAGGGCGGAGUGCAGUGUAACAUGGACAUGUACUCUUACAACAGCACGGACAACACCACCUGCGUCAACUGGAACCAGUACUACACCAACUGUUCAGCCGGACCCGUCAACCCGUUUAAGGGCGCCAUCAACUUCGACAACAUCUGCUACGCCUGGAUCGCCAUCUUUCAGGUGAUCACGCUGGAGGGCUGGGUGGACAUCAUGUACUUCGUGAUGGAUGCGCACUCCUUCUACAACUUCAUCUACUUCAUCCUGCUCAUCAUCAUCGGCUCCUUCUUCAUGAUCAACCUCUGCCUGGUCGUCAUCGCCACGCAGUUCUCCGAAACCAAGCAGCGCGAGAGCCAACUGAUGAAGGAGCAACGCGUCCGCUUCAUGUCCAACGCCAGCACCUUGGCCUCCCUUUCCGAGCCCGGUUCCUGCUACGAUGAGCUUCUGAAAUACCUGGUCCACAUCAUCCGCAAGGGGGCCAAGCAGGUCGCCCACGUCUUCAGAUUCCUGGCGCGCCGAGCUGGGUUGAACAUCGCCGCCUCGCCCCCCGCCCAGGAACCCCAACGCACCCAGAGCCAGAGGAGACGUAGAAAAUCUCGCCACGGAUCUAUGCUGGUCCACCACAUGACGCACCACCAGCAUCAUCAGCAUUACCACUUGGGGAACGGCAGCGUAGUAAGGGGCGCGGGUAGAGGAGGAGCGACGGAUGCUGGCGAUGUCGAGUCAGCUUCGAACAACAACAACGGCGGAUCUAUUGUAGCGUCCAGCGGGCAUUUGAUGGUAGCCGCGCCGAUUGUAGCCACCACUUCGGAUACAGAUAUAACGGUUUUGCCCAUGCCGCCGGAUUGUACGCUUUCGCCCCCGUCGUUGAAUCCGUUCUCCUUGACGCCGGGCGCGCUCAAAAGGAAUUCGGUGCCAUUCGCGGCGCCGAAGAACUACCCGACGUUGCAGGCCAGGGCGCUCGCGGAGUCCAGGAGGGGGAGCGUCGCCGUUAGCAACCUCAACUUCAACCUCAACAUUCCACCCAUGGCCUUGGAGCGGCGUCCAUCCUGUCUGGUGGAUACGCACAAUCCAGCAGCCCAGCUCUCGUACCAGCUGUCCGCCCGCGACCUCAGCCACUCGGGCAUCGCCAUGGAUACCACCGGCUUCACCCUGGACCCGGAGAACUGCCCGUACUGCGCCAAGGAGUCCGAAGCGGCCGCCGAGGGGGGCAACGAGACGCCGGGGGACUCGGACAGCGAAGGGGUCUACGAGUUCACCCAGGACCUCCACCACCGGGACCGCAGGGACAGCCGGCAGCCCAGGAAGAAGCACCGGAGCCUGGGCAAAACGGCGGCCAAGGUGGUGCGCUUCUGGAGGCUGGUGUGCGACACUUUUCGGAAGAUCGUGGACAGUAAAUACUUCGGAAGGGGGAUUAUGAUCGCCAUUAUGAUCAACACGCUGAGUAUGGGGAUCGAGUAUCAUGAGCAGCCGGACGAGUUGACCAACGCUCUGGAGAUCAGUAACAUCGUGUUCACCAGCCUCUUCGCUCUGGAGAUGCUCCUCAAAGUCCUGGUGUACGGCCCAUUCGGAUACAUCAAGAACCCAUACAACAUCUUUGACGGCAUCAUCGUCGUCAUCAGUGUGUGGGAGAUCGUUGGCCAGCAGGGCGGCGGUCUCUCGGUUCUCCGUACGUUCCGCCUGAUGCGCGUUCUGAAGCUGGUGAGGUUCAUGCCGGCUCUGCAGAGACAGCUCGUGGUCCUCAUGAAGACCAUGGACAACGUGGCCACCUUCUGCAUGCUCCUCAUGCUCUUCAUCUUCAUCUUCAGUAUCCUCGGAAUGCAUCUUUUCGGCUGCAAAUUUGGCUCGGAGAGAGACGGAGACACACUUCCUGAUCGCAAGAACUUUGAUUCCCUUCUGUGGGCCAUCGUCACUGUCUUUCAGAUUCUGACGCAGGAAGACUGGAAUAAGGUCCUGUACAACGGCAUGGCCUCCACCACCCCCGUAGCCGCCCUGUACUUCAUCGCUCUCAUGACGUUUGGAAACUACGUGCUCUUCAACUUACUGGUGGCCAUUCUGGUGGAGGGCUUCCAGGCAGAGGAAGUGGCCAAGCGGGAGGACUUGCAUGCCCAGCUAAGUCUGAUCCAGCUGCCUGUAGAACCAGGGGGUGAUGGGUCCAAACCUGCUUCUGAGAUCGAUUCAGUGGCUCGCAGCAUGGAGGACGUGAACGGCAGCAAGAAGGACCUGUCCGCAUCUGCAGUUGUCCCGGUGAACGGCCACGUGGAUCAGCUGAAGACCAGCCUGACUCCGCCCCUUAUCACCCACACCGCAGCCACGCCCAUGCCCAUCCCCAAACUCCCUGUGGGCGGAGACAGCAUCCUGGGAUACGAGUCGCGCCGAGGCAGCAGCGUGUCCAUGGACCCGGCCUGCUACGACAAGUCACCAACGAGCCGCAGCCCGUCGCCGUACACUCCGUGGGGCAGUGGCAGUGUGCGCUCCAGCCGCCGCUCCAGCUGGAACAGCCUCAACCGCGCCCCCUCCCUCAAGAGGCCCAAACACCAAUCGGGAGAGAGGAGGUCCCUGCUGUCCGGAGAGGGAGGCGGAUCCAGCUCCGACGAGGCAGAGGGGGGCGGAGACUCCGGAGGGGGCGGGGACUCCAGCGGGGGCGGGCUCCUGGAGGACGAUGACGCCUCAUUGGCCAGGACGGAUUCCAUGUCUCAGCAAAUCAGGCCGCGCCACAGGAGGAUGGAGUCGGUGGAGACGAGGAGUUCCAUGGAUCUACCACCUGAUGCUCUUCUGCAGGUGCCGUUCCUGUAUCGCUCGGCCAGCAUGCACAGCUCCAGACCACCCUCUCUGAUGGCUCUGAGGCCCCCAGAGCACAGGGACUGUAACGGGAAGGGCUCCCCGACAGCGCUGGGGCCCACACAUGUGUCUGUGGAGGAGAACACAACAGAGGACGAGAACGCAGAGGAGGACGUGCAGAUGGGUCGAUCGGCUCGACUCUUCCACUACCUGGAGAAGAAGCAGCCGGACUGGUGCAAGCAGAGGGACACGUGGUCUCUGUACCUCUUCCCUCCAGAGUCCAGGUUCCGUAUCGUGUGCAACAAGAUCAUCACUCACAAGAUGUUCGACCACGUGGUUCUCGUCAUCAUCUUCCUCAACUGCAUCACCAUCGCCAUGGAGAGGCCGCGCAUCGACCCCAGCAGUGCCGAGCGGAUCUUCCUGACGUUGUCCAACUACAUCUUCACGUCCAUAUUCGUAGCAGAGAUGACAGUGAAGAUCGUGGCGUUGGGCUGGUGUUUCGGGGACAAGGCGUACCUGAGGAGCAGUUGGAAUGUUCUGGAUGGGAUGCUGGUGAUGAUCUCCGUCAUAGACAUCCUGGUUUCUCUCAUCUCCAACUCCGGCACCAAGAUCCUGGGCAUGCUGAGGGUGCUCCGACUACUACGAACGCUACGGCCACUACGAGUGAUCAGCAGAGCUCCAGGCCUGAAGCUGGUGGUGGAGACCCUGAUGUCCUCCCUCAAACCCAUCGGGAACAUCGUGGUGAUCUGCUGCGCCUUCUUCAUCAUCUUCGGCAUCCUCGGAGUCCAGCUUUUCAAGGGGAAAUUCUUCGUCUGUCAAGGAGAGGAUGUGAGGAACAUUACCAACAAGUCCGACUGUCUCCAGGCCAACUAUAAGUGGGUCAGACACAAGUACAAUUUUGACAACUUGGGGCAGGCUUUGAUGUCCCUCUUCGUCCUGGCGUCUAAAGAUGGUUGGGUGGACAUCAUGUACGACGGUUUGGACGCCGUUGGAGUGGAUCAACAGCCCAUCAUGAACUACAAUCCGUGGAUGCUGCUCUACUUCAUUUCCUUCCUGCUCAUCGUGGCCUUCUUCGUGCUCAACAUGUUCGUGGGCGUGGUGGUGGAGAACUUCCACAAGUGCCGGCGCCACCAGGAGGCCGAGGAGGCAAAACGCAGGGAGGAGAAGAGACUGAAACGGCUGGAGAAAAAGAGACGGAAUAUUAUGAUCCCGGGGGUGAGUUGGGCCCUAUCAGACGGCACACUCAAAGAAGCUCAGAGCAAGCCGUACUAUUCUGACUACUCCCCGACGCGCCUGCUGAUCCACAAGAUGUGCACCAGUCACUACCUGGACCUGUUCAUCACCAUCGUCAUCGGACUCAACGUGAUCACGAUGUCCAUGGAGCACUACCAGCAGCCCAAGGAGCUGGACGAGGCCCUGAAGAUCUGUAACUACAUCUUCACGCUCAUCUUCGUCCUGGAAUCCGUCUUCAAACUGGUGGCUUUUGGGUUCCGGCGCUUCUUCAAAGACAAGUGGAACCAGCUGGACCUGGCCAUCGUGCUGCUGUCCAUCAUGGGCAUCACGCUGGAGGAGAUCGAGGUGAACGCGUCUCUGCCCAUCAACCCCACCAUCAUCAGGAUCAUGAGGGUGCUGAGGAUCGCACGAGUGCUGAAGCUGCUCAAAAUGGCCGUCGGGAUGAGGGCCUUGCUGGACACUGUUAUGCAAGCUCUGCCUCAGGUGGGGAAUCUGGGACUCCUCUUUAUGCUCCUCUUCUUCAUCUUCGCGGCGCUGGGAGUGGAGCUGUUCGGGGACUUGAUCUGUGACGAGCUCCACCCGUGUGAAGGCCUCGGUCGCUACGCCACCUUCAAGAACUUCGGCAUGGCCUUCCUGCUGCUCUUCAGGGUCUCCACUGGGGACAACUGGAACGGCAUUAUGAAGGACACGCUCCGGGACUGCGCCCACGACACCAGCACCUGCUACAACACCGUGGUCUCCCCCAUCUACUUCGUCUCCUUCGUCCUGACCGCCCAGUUCGUCCUGGUCAACGUGGUCAUCGCCGUCCUCAUGAAACAUCUGGAGGAGAGCAACAAGGAGGCCAAGGAGGAGGCGGAGAUGGAGGGAGAACUGGACAUGGAGAUACACAACGAAGCCAUAGGAGGAGGAGGAGGCGGAGGAGGAGGGGGAGACGUUGGCUGCCGGUCGCCCCAGCUUAUGCCUCUCGGGCUGGGUUUGGAGAGGUCCGGCAGCGGCGGGUCACCCUGGAGGUCUGGAGGAAGUGGAGGAGGAGGAGGUGGAGGAGGACGAGGCAGCGCAGGAGGGCACAGAGAUUCGCUCGUCCCGGAGAUCACCAGAGACUGUGAGAAGAUUGAGGAGACCUGUGCAGAUACGGAGCCACAAUAUGAGGUGAGUGAUGGGUUUGUGUCGCGGAGGGCGCCGCUCGACUCGGUGUCCCUGGUCAUGCGCGGCUCUAUGGAGUUUGGCGAGUUGAGUUUGAUGGACAACCUCUCUGGCUCCAUCUGCCACUUCUACGCCCUCCCGCCCCGGCCCGGCAAGCCCCGCGGCGACGAGAAGAUCCCUCUAGCGGAGAUGGAAGCUCUGUCUCUGGCCUCGGAGAGAUCCUGGUCGCUGGCCGACGACUCCACCGCCGAUGAUUUUAAUCCUCUUUUUCUAACCAGCCUGGAAUGCAAUCCCCAGAGCCUAAACGGGGAAGGUCCGAGAGAAGAGAACCUGCUGAGCGUCAGGAAGCCAGCGGUCGGACGCACGCACUCCCUGCCCAACGACAGCUACAUGUUCCCGCCUCUCGACCAGUCGGCAGCCAGCACGUCCUCCGCACAGCUCCUCCCACAGAGCCACCGGCCGCACCACGCUCUGGGCUCGCACAGGGGGCAGUCAGGUUCCAGUAGCUCGGUGCGCUCCCAGCCCGAGGAGAGGUCGCAAAAACUCCCCAUCCCCGCGGACCUCUUCAGACCCAUCAGCCCCCACAGUGCGUCCGACUCAGAGGGCAUCCCCCGCCUGCCCCCUCCCCGCCGCACCCACACGCUCAACCGGCCCCUCCGCAGACAGGUGGCAGUGUCGACUGAUUCUCAGGAGGCGCUGUGCCCGGACACAGGGCAGAGCAGUGAAGGACUGGUGAAUGUGGCGUCUCUGGUGUUGGCCCCUCCGCCCUCUUGUCUGGUGGCGCAGCAGCCCCUCUCCUCUGCCCCCCCGCACAGUGAGCAGCACAGUGAGCAGCACAGCGUCGCCCCCUGUGGGCCCCAGGAGGAGAGCCUGGUGGACCAGGAGGUGUCCCUCCUCACCAGCAGCACAGCUUACGGGGAGAGACAGGAGAGCCGCGGGCUGAAGCGCUUCCACAGCGUGGACACCAGAGGGCGCAGCAGACUCCUGCCCCGGCCCCGCCCCCUGUCGUGGUUGGAUGAGCCGCGGCGUCACUCUGUGGAGGUGUGCUCGUCUGUGGAGUCCAGCCCUCAGCGCAGCAGCGCCUCCACCUCCUCUGGCUUUGUGUCCAGAGGGGACAGUCUCCAGACCUCCACCCAGCUGCCCUCCCCCCGCAGGAAGAAGAAGAUGAGCCCGCCCUGUAUCUCUGUGGACCCUCCGGACUUCUCCGGUCUGAACGCGCUCACAGGGCUGCCCCCCCUCCUGCCGGGACAGGACACCUGCCUGAGGAGGAGGGCGCCCUCUAGUGACUCCAAGGACUCGUUUGACCUGACUGUAGGGGAGGGCAUCGGGCACGACCGGGGCUCGCCCAAAAGCACCAACCCCAAACUAUUGACUCUGCCCAGCCUCUCGUUUGAGAAGAGCACUUCUGAGCACUGAACACUAGAGGAGCCCCUCCCUCUGCUGCGGGAGGCCCACUCAGGAGCGCUCACUGAG